AUGGAUUGGCAAGGACAAAAGCUGGCAGAGCACCUGAUGCAGCUGCCGCUGGUACUUUUUGCAGUGCUGGCAUUCAUCACAGGAUAUGUGUUGGGAUCAUUUCAGACAAUGCUGCUUAUAUAUGCUGCUGGUGUUAUAUUAACUUCUCUGAUUAUGAUUCCCAAUUGGCCAUUCUUCAAUCGCCACCCUCUCAAUUGGUUAGAUUCAAGUGAAGCUGAAAAGUUCCCCAAGCCACAGCCUGCUAAUUUGGGCACGAAGAAGAAAACGUCUAAGAAGUAGGUCAUUUGAUUGACUACUCCUAACUAGGCUUUCUACAUUGCUAGAGUCUUCCCAUGUUUCAGGGAUGUAUUGAUACAUUUCAUGGUGAAUUUUGGAUCAAUGGACUACAUGAUUCUUGUCUGCAUGGAAAGUAGUAUAACUUUAUGCAAUGUUGGAAGGAAGUUUUCUGUUUACAAUGAUUUGGCUUUUAUCCUUUUAUUUACGAUGUUUUGUGCAUUCCUCCUGUUACCUCUGUAUGUUGAUGCAAUGUGGACUUAGUUGUUCUGUUCGUUUCUAA
Messenger RNA from Olea europaea var. sylvestris, 556 nucleotides. Its product is annotated as probable signal peptidase complex subunit 1. The transcript has a single exon. Gene Ontology annotation, cellular component: endoplasmic reticulum membrane; signal peptidase complex. Bases 1 to 279 code for a protein of 92 amino acids. The record is from RefSeq and is a predicted model, not a curated record. Lineage: Eukaryota; Viridiplantae; Streptophyta; Magnoliopsida; Lamiales; Oleaceae. Gene Ontology annotation, biological process: protein targeting to ER.